CCCCGCGCCGUCUCCGGCUGCUCGCCCUCUCUCCGUGUGACCGGUGCUUCCCUCUCCGCUGACUGGCUGCUGCCACACAGCCACAAUGUUAGCUCACUCCCGAUGCCUCUCCCGCAACUUUGGACGCUCGCUUUCUGCCCUCCGCCAGGGGAAUAAUGUGCUGGCACGUCGGGCAACAGCAGCGAUAUCUGCAGUUCCAUCUGUUACCUACAACAAUACCUUAAAGUCGGAUCCUCGAUCCAGCGUUUUCCAAAUUCACUACUUCAGGACUUCAGUAGCCUUCAGAGAUGAAGUCGUCACAGUUAAGACGCCUGCGUUUGCAGAGUCUGUCACAGAGGGAGACGUGAGGUGGGAAAAAGCCGUGGGAGACUCGGUCUUGGAGGACGAGGUUGUGUGCGAGAUUGAGACCGAUAAGACGUCGGUGCAGGUUCCCUCGCCACAUACCGGUGUGAUCGAGGAGCUUCUGGUUCCUGAUGGAGGGAAAGUUGAGGGGGGGACUCCACUCUUCAAGCUGCGCAAAGGAGCUGGCGCUCCCAAAGCAGCCGAAGCCCCAAAAGCUGAAGCUCCAGCCGCCGCCGCUCCCUCCGCACCACCUCCUCCGCCUCCCCCAUCAGCGGCGGGCCCCAUCCCCACCGCCAUGCCCCCUGUGCCACCUGUGCCAGCACAUGCUAUGGACGCCAAACCAGUGUCAGCCAUCAAGCCCACCGCCGCCCCUGCUGCCCCAGUGGUCCAUGCUGAUGGGGGUGCCAAGGCUGGCAGGACUGAGAGCAGGGUGAAGAUGAACCGCAUGAGACUGAGAAUCGCUCAGAGACUGAAGGAGGCUCAGAACACCUGCGCCAUGCUGACCACGUUCAACGAGGUCGACAUGAGCAACAUCUCGGAGUUGAGGAAGAGCUACAAAGACGCCUUCCUGAAGAAGCACAACAUCAAGCUGGGUUUCAUGUCUGCCUUCGUGAAGGCUGCGGCCUACGCUCUGAGCGACCAGCCUGCUGUCAACGCCGUCAUCGACGACACAACCAAAGAGAUCGUGUACAGGGACUACGUGGACAUCAGCGUUGCCGUGGCAACACCAAAAGGUCUGGUGGUCCCCGUCAUCCGAAACGUUGAGGGCAUGAACUUCGCCGACAUCGAGAAGACCAUCAACAUGCUGGGAGAGAAGGCCAGGAACAACGAGCUGGCCGUGGAGGACAUGGACGGAGGGACCUUCACCAUCAGCAACGGCGGCGUCUUCGGGUCCAUGUUCGGCACGCCCAUCAUCAACCCGCCGCAGUCGGCCAUCUUGGGCAUGCACGGCAUCUUUGACAGGCCGGUGGCGAUCAAUGGAAAGGUGGAGAUCCGUCCCAUGAUGUACGUUGCUCUAACGUACGACCAUCGCCUGAUCGACGGGAGAGAGGCCGUCACCUUCCUGCGUAAGAUCAAGUCAGUGGUGGAGGACCCCAGAGUGAUGCUGCUGGACAUGUGAACCCUCCCCCGACAACCGUGUCCUGACCCCUCGACACCACUACACAAGCAACCUGUGCUCACCCGAUGAACUCUACCACAACGCAGUCUGUGUUUUUCCUCGUCGGGUGGGGUCCAGGAGGGGCUGUCCUUCAUGUGCGUCAUAUGUAAUUUUCUACAUACAACCGAAAGCUUUUCAUCUUAUGGGAUGAUGAUCGAGAUAGUUAAAAUGCCUAGUGUCUCAAUAUUAUAAUUUUGGGGGUUUUGGGGGGGCAGAACAAGCACAUACUGGACCAGAAACACGGGGAGCUAUCAUGUCCAAAGUUAGGAACCCUCCUGAGGAUCAUGUCAUCUGUUUCAAGAAGCCAGGAAAGAUCUCUUUAUGCUGUUUAAAAAAAGAAUAUUUAAGAGUUUUAAACAA
Molecule: messenger RNA, 1861 nt
Organism: Synchiropus splendidus (mandarinfish)
Lineage: Eukaryota; Metazoa; Chordata; Actinopteri; Syngnathiformes; Callionymidae
Gene: dlst
Product: dihydrolipoamide S-succinyltransferase
Exons: 15
Coding region: 86-1462 (458 amino acids)
Biological process (GO): tricarboxylic acid cycle
Cellular component (GO): oxoglutarate dehydrogenase complex
Molecular function (GO): dihydrolipoyllysine-residue succinyltransferase activity
Source: RefSeq, a predicted model, not a curated record